AUGAAGCGCCCCCCAGCGAUGAAAAGGAAACGGGUUGCAAGAAUGGAGGCACCUCUGGAGGAUGAGAGUGAGGAGGAGUCGACAGACGAUGAGGAUAGCGACGAUGAAGAGAUGGAGAAGUGGGAGGAGAAACUUAUGCAAAUGGAGGACGUGAAACCGAAGGAUUUGCAUCCAAAGGCCAGAGAAGCACCACACUUAGUGUCGAAGGCCAAAGCCGUGCCCUACGAACUGGUGAUCCCCACCUAUCAACGUUGGAUGCCGGUGUGCCAGAUGAGCAAGAAGAGAAGGUUCAAGAAAUGCAAGACCUCCUUCAUCUUGAUGCACUCCUUGGGAAUGCUCUCUCGCCAGAGGAUCCCUAAGCAUCGGGUCACACUCUUUGUGGCCAAUGAGACUGAGAGGACCAAGUAUCGUGCAGCCCUGGCGGGCAGCGAGUGGGAGAAGGUCCGCAUCGAAGUCUCGGUCCUGGGAAACAAAAACUCGCGGAACUUCAUCAUGAAGUUCUUCCCGCCGGGUACCUAUGUGGUAAGCAUCGAUGAUGACGUGGAGAGGAUCAGCUGGAAGAUCCAGGAGGGGAUGACCCACCACGUGCUUCGAAGUUUGCCGCCUGGGUCCUUGGAGAAGAUCAUCUUCGAUGGGUACAAACAGAUGCGCGAGCAGAAAGCUUUCCUCUGGGGAGUUUCAACCUCCCAGAAUGCCCGGCAUAUGAAAGUGAAUGGAAUCUCCAAGCGGAACGGCCUGGUGAAUGGGCCUGGGACUCAACUGCGACAGAUGCAGUUGAACGAAACCGAAGUGGCUCGCUUCGGUGAGGUGAAUGGAAACCAAACAUUCGUAUGUGGGGCCUCUGAAUUUUGA
Molecule: messenger RNA, 852 nt
Organism: Durusdinium trenchii
Lineage: Eukaryota; Dinophyceae; Suessiales; Symbiodiniaceae
Source: the annotation of a GenBank genome assembly